Molecule: messenger RNA, 561 nt
Organism: Orbilia oligospora ATCC 24927
Lineage: Eukaryota; Fungi; Ascomycota; Orbiliomycetes; Orbiliales; Orbiliaceae
Exons: 3
Coding region: 1-561 (186 amino acids)
Source: RefSeq, a predicted model, not a curated record
AUGCAUAAUGGAGCAUUGGCCGUAUUGAAGGAUUGUCAUGAUGUUCUAUCAUCGGGGUUUGAUAAAUUCGAGCGGGGUUUGGAUAGAGUUGAGAACCAGCCGGAGGCGGUAGAGAGAAGACUGGGGUCUUUGGAAAAGAAGGUUGAUGAGUAUGCACCUAAAAUUGUGAAUAAUUCCGGGGCACGCCAAUUCAAUUCCCACGCGCGGAAAAAGACCUCGACGCUUGAACCACUGCUUACUGUUCGUUUUGAUGAAAAUCGACGGGUAUUCUACCCGGUCCCGCCGGGCUUUCCUCAGAGUGUAAGAGCUCUGUUGAGGUUAAGAUCAAACUUAAACCUUCUCUGGGAACUUAUGAAAUUUUAUAACAUUCAGGUCGCCCGAGAAAACAGCCCCCCCUCCCACGUAGCAGCUGAUUCUCAAGAACUUGAUAGUAGUGGGUAUACGAUUAUGGAUCUAGGAACAUUUGAAGAAGUGAGAGAUUAUCCUGAAGAGUGUUUUGAAACAUUCGUUACGUGGAUUGGAGUCAAGAUGAAGGUUGUCGAGGCGUUGAUGGAUUCAUGA